Pollicipes pollicipes is the source of this 321-nucleotide messenger RNA. RefSeq names its product pancreatic triacylglycerol lipase-like. Gene Ontology annotation, biological process: lipid catabolic process. Gene Ontology annotation, molecular function: serine hydrolase activity; lipase activity. Lineage: Eukaryota; Metazoa; Arthropoda; Thecostraca; Pollicipedomorpha; Pollicipedidae. The transcript has 2 exons. Bases 1 to 321 code for a protein of 106 amino acids. The record is from RefSeq and is a predicted model, not a curated record.
AUGGUGCAGGCGUGCCUGCUGGACGCCGGCGACAUGAACGUUAUCGCCGUGGACUGGCGGUUCGGCGCGCUGCCCAUGUACCAGCAGGCCAUGGCCAACACGCAGCUGGUGGCCAUGGAGACAGCGCACCUUAUCCGCUGGCUGCAGAGCAGCCACGGCCUGAACGUGUCGCGCGUGCAUAUCAUCGGGCACAGUCUAGGCGCGCAGACGGCUGGGUACGUGGGCGCCGGCGUGCCAGGUCUGGGCCGCGUCACCGGGCUGGAUCCAGCCGAGCCCGGCUUCCAGCACAUGUCGCCGGUGGUGCCGCUCGACCCCCGGUGA